UCUCUAGCAGUUCUUCAAAGGAUUGAAAGAGCCCCAUCACAUUUGUGGGAUGAGGAUCAACGGGAGCUGUUGACUAUUCUAUACAGGUGGUACGACAAUUCUGAUCCGACUAUUCUUCCCCGAGUGUUCAACGAUGUUACCGGACUUGAACUUCGGGUAUCGGUCGUACGUCAUCAAUUUGAGAGUCAUGUGUUGCUGUAUGGCGGACGCGCCUUUCCUGAGUACGCCCGGGUAAUGGCUAUUCCAUUCCACGAUCCAGAAGGGCGGUACAAUGCAAUUCGUGGGAUUAUAGAAGAAACUGCUGCAGACUUGGGCAUUGGUUUACAGCGCAGAGAAACAGAAAUUGUAUUCGACUCUGGCACCGCGCGGUGGGCAAAGUCCCCAAGAACCAGAAGAACGUAUAGAUCCAUGGUCCGUCGCGCUGCGCAAAAGGAGAAAGAAAAGAGUCAGAUUUCUCGAUUCAAUCAACCUGUUAUAUUGCCGUCAGAUCAGCCAGAGAUACCCAUAUCAGAAUGUCUACUCGGGAAUGUAGCAUUGUCCACGGACAACCAAGACGAGGAAAAGUGGUCUGAUGUCGAAAACCCGAGCCCCCGCACAGUUUUAGUGGAAGAAUUGCGGUCCUCUAUAGAGCCUAUCAAGCGAAAAAUUGCCUUUCGCGUCUGGGAUAAAAACAGCCGGACUGUAUUCAGUAAAGAAGAUGGGUUUGUAAGCCAGGCUUUCACCAUCUGGCGCGGUGAAUAUCCUCUUCCAUUUACUCCAGACGGCGAGGGCAGAGCUGCACUGAAGCUUUUAACCAACUUGCAUUUGUGCUUAAAGGGCGGAGCGUCUACUUUUGUUUCCUUGUCUACAAGCUCACUGCAGGCUUUGGUCAAAGCAAGCACCAUGGACGACCCACGGAUAGCUGUCGAACGCAUGGUAUGGGCCUCUGUACCCGCCGAAGCAAUCCUCCAUCACUUCCCCAUCGCCGACCUCCACAUCCUCGCCGAAAGCGACCCCAUCUGCUCCCAGCUCCUCAAUCUCUCCGCAUUCCAACCCCGCAGAAGCACACGCCACGUUUCCGAUCGCAUGCGCCAACAGCGCAAUACCAUCACUACCCAUACCGUACGAGCCGUAGCAGCCAUCGCCCGCGCUUUCGGCAUGCACCGUGAACGCGUUAGUCCCGUUCAUAUCCAAGGCUUCAUCGCCGCCUUGGUCGAUUCCUUCCAACUCCGCUCGCACAACACGCCAGACUCCCAAGCGAGUCUCAUCGCACACUGCUUUGCAGUCACGCUGCGAUCUCGUGUCCACCCCGUUGAAGACGUUGCGACGGCCUUUCUCGACGGCCUCAGCCAGGGCAACGACGUCAUUGCAUACUACGCGCGUCGU
This is a messenger RNA of Bipolaris maydis ATCC 48331, 1365 nucleotides long. NCBI's taxonomy places the organism in Eukaryota, Fungi, Ascomycota, Dothideomycetes, Pleosporales, Pleosporaceae. The record is from RefSeq and is a predicted model, not a curated record.